CGGGAGAAAAGCUGACGACGAGGUUUUCCGUUCCUCGACAAACCCCGUCCGGCGGCCGAUAGACGUAAAACGAGUCCGGCGUCCGAAUCGUUGACGCCUCGACGUGAAAAAUCAGCUCGGAAAAGUCGGAAAAUCGGCCGGCCGAGGUUCGGCGGAAAAUCGAUGCAAUUUCCAAGCCGGGGUCACGUGACGGUCGCGGGCCAAUCGGAACGCCGGCCCGGAUUCAAAGCGCCUCCCCACCUCACGACCAUUUCUCGUGAGUAAUCCUCGGCGUCCGGAAAAAGGACUCUGGACUUGGGGAAUUUCGACGAAACCUAGACAAAGGAGAAAUACGAUGGGGACGGACACGGAUCGGAUAACGACGAACGGAGAUUCGAACCCAUGAUAUUAUUCUUGGAGUCCAAUGAUGAUUCGGCCUAACUGUCUUACACAGACGCCAAGGCAUAAGGCGUAUUUACCACACUAAUGAAAACCUCAGAGACAAUUGAGUCCUGGACAGACCACCCUAAUCCCAAACCAAUCAAGGCUCCUAAACUAAACCUCCUCCACCCAUCACGAUCCCAAUGUUCCAAAUCUCUGAAGAAAUCUAUUAAAUACCACCUCAUGUUACUUCAAAGUUACAGGAGUGUGGCAAAAAUGCAGCAAGUGGAAACAGCACAACAAAAUAACACAGGAGGUAUGGGUAAGAGUGGUAGCGAAAUCGGAGGAACCAGCAGUGCGGGAAACUUGUCUGUCGCCACAGUCAGUGCGACUACAAGCUCGACGACCUUGGAACCACCACCAAGGGAAGAGCCGCACAUCGAGCCGGUUAAUGGGGUUGUACAACCACCAGUCAUCCCUCCUCCACAUCGGCCUGGCAGGGUUACCAACCAGCUUCAGUUCAUACUCAAGUUAGUCAGACUCAUGUGGAAGCACCAAUAUGCGUGGCCACUGCUCCAGCCUGUCGAUGCCAAUACUCUCAACCUUCCUGAUUAUCACAAAGUUAUUAAGCAUCCAAUGGAUUUAGGAACAAUUAAGAAACGUUUAGAAAACAAUUAUUACUGGUGUGGCCAGGAAUGCAUUCAGGAUUUUAACACGAUGUUUAAUAACUGCUAUGUUUAUAAUAAACCAGGAGAAGAUGUAGUUUUCAUGGCUCAAACACUAGAAAAGCUCUAUCUAUCCAAGCUUGAGGCAAUGCCAAAGGAAGAGAUAGAGCUGGAACCACCGACUCCAAGAGGUGGAGCCAGGGGUGCCAGGAAAGCCAGAGGUGGUACGAAUGCUCCACGUCGCACUGGCGGAAGGGGAAGGCCAUCGACUGCAAGCACUGGUGGUGGACCUGUGGGCAGCUUGCCCACCACCACCACGACGACCAUUUCUGCUCCAGUUACGCCGACAUCCACCCAACACAUCCCUCCUCCUAUUCCAGGUUCGACAGCGACACCCACUGUCCCAACGCCUCAUCAGAACUCGCUGCCCUCUCAGGUUGCCCAACAACCUGUACCAACACCUCCGGGCUUUGGAACCCCUACUGACCCACUCCUGACACCGGGGCUCGCCCCUGGUGUUGGGCCCAAAGGUGGGAAAGGAGCAGUUGUCCCCCCUAGCACUCCCAAAGUCAAAAAAGGGGUCAAAAGAAAGGCUGAUACAGCAAACGACAGCCCUGCCGGAUUCGAUCCUCCAUAUAUCCCCGGCGACUCCAAAGCCGCUAAACUUGGCACUAGGAGGGAGUCUGCGCGACAAAUAAAAAAGCCUCAAAGAAGAGUUGAAGAGGAGCUUGCAUAUGGUCAGAUGCAGUUGAUGCCAUUUUCUGGUACCAAUAAUCAGGCUGGCCAUGAAAAGCCCAAAGAGAAACUUAGCGAAACGCUCAAGUCCUGUAAUGAAAUCCUUAAAGAGCUUUUUUCAAAAAAGCACUUCAAUUAUGCCUGGCCAUUUUACAAACCUGUUGAUGCGGAGUGGUUAGGAUUACAUGACUAUCAUGACAUUAUUAAAAAACCCAUGGACUUAGGGACAGUCAAGCAAAAAAUGGAUAACCGUGAAUACAAAACUGCAGCUGAGUUUGCUGCUGAUGUGAGACUAAUAUUUACUAACUGUUAUAAAUACAAUCCUCCAGACCACGACGUGGUUGCAAUGGGGAGGAAGCUACAAGACGUUUUUGAAAUGAGGUUUGCUAAAGUACCUGACGAUACACCUGUUCCCGUAGUUCAAGAAAAAGAAGAGUCAACAGGGGAAUCUGGUUCUUCUUCUGCAUCUGGUUCUGAAACCGAUGAUUCAGAGGAUGAAAGAGCAAGAAAACUAGUUAUUCUCCAAGAGCAACUUAAAGUCAUGCAAGAACAAAUGAGGAAGUUAGUUGAAGAGAGUAGUAACAAGAAAAAGAAAAAAAAGAAAGAAGGCUCUGGUUCUGGAGGUAGUGCAUCUUCCAAUAAAAAACUACGAAAGUCACAAGACAGGACAGUAGGGAAAGUCAACGAUGUGGCUGGAACUGUGCCAGCGAUGGCCAUGCCCGGGAUUGGGCCCGAAUUGAAACCUGUCGAAUCCUUAAAGACUGCUGGUAUGAUCAACAGAAACGCUGUUGCUGCACCACCGCCUAAGCCGAACAAGAGUAAGCCACCAGGCAGGACGCCCGGUAAAACAUCAACCAAUGCCCAGGGGAAACGGCUGAAGCCUAAUUCGAGGACAAACAACCCCAAAAAGAAGAACGCUUCAUUACAGCCUGCUAUUGACUCUGAAGACGAGGACUAUGCUAAGCCCAUGUCUUACGAUGAAAAGAGGCAGCUUAGUUUGGAUAUAAAUAAAUUACCAGGGGAUAAACUUGGCAAAGUUGUACAUAUUAUCCAGUCAAGAGAACCCUCGCUUAGAGAUUCCAAUCCUGAUGAGAUUGAAAUUGAUUUUGAAACUCUCAAACCAUCUACCCUCCGAGAGUUAGAAUCAUAUGUUGCAUCAUGCCUCAGGAAAAAGCCACGUAAGCCUUACUAUAAAAAAGUGUCUGGAAAGUCGAAAGAUGAGGCGAUGGCUGAAAAAAAACAGGAGCUUGAGAAAAGGCUGCAAGACGUGACUGGCCAACUAGGUUCAACAAAGAAGCAAGCAAAGAAAGGUGCUCCUGCAAGACUGUCAGCAUCGUCCUCCACAAGCUCUGACACUGACUCCAGCACUUCGAGCCUCUCAAGUAGUUCCUCAGAUUCGUCGGAUAGUGAAGCAGGAAGGGCUGGUCGACCACCACGAAAGAAAAAUAAGAAAAACCAUCAACUUCCUACCACGAGCACACCUGCUACAACAGUAGCACCUACUGUUACCAUGACCAAUGUGACCACUCCUGUGGGACAGAUCAACAACAACAAACCGCCAGCACCGGCCCAGAUCGGGAUUUCUGAAAACAAGCCUAUCACCACCGGGGUCACCCCUCAGCCUGAACCAGGCUUGAUGAAACCUGUAGUCGCUUCACACGCCUUGCCUCCUCAACCUGCAAGGCCUUCUGCAACAGCAACUGCAGCUCCUAUUGCUCCAAAAAGGCCUAGUAUAACAUCAACUAUGCCACCGGCACUCGAUAAGUUCGGCCAGUACCCUGCAGUUAUGCCAAAAAUGGGAACCACCACUUCCAUUCCGACACUAGACACAAAUACAAGCACGACAGCAGUUCCUAGUGGCUUUCCUAUCAAACAAGAAAUCCCUUCGGUUGUGACACCUCCAGUUUCACUUCCAUCGACAGUCUCAAUUUUAAUGCCUGACCUACAAGAUAUCAAAACAGAGCCUGAACCUAUUGUUACUUCUCUACCUUCAGUUUUUGAUCCACUUCCAGAUUCACCGAUUAAAGAGGAAAAACCACCAGUACCAAUUCUACCGCAUCAUAAUGAUGGAUUAGGCCUAGGUAACUCUAUCCCGGUGAGCAUUCCUCCUCCGACAAUUAUUCCGACAGGACUUCCAGUCCAACCUCAUUUGGACAUGAACAAAAACUCUCAGCCACCUCCGACACUCCCGCAGACACCAAACCUUCAACAUGCUUUUAAACCUAAGACGAUAGAACAAAAUGUUAAGAACGCAAGUUCUUGGUCUUCUCUUGCCCAGUCACCGACUCCCGCCAUUACCCCAACUCUACCGACUGCUCCAUCAUUUAAAACAGCCAUGGCGGACAGUUUCCAAGCUUUCAAAAAACAAGCAAAGGAGAAGGCCAAGAAGCAAAGAGCCUUAAUUGAGCAACAGGAGCUGAGAAGACACCAGAAAGAGCAAGCCGAAAAAGAAAGGCUCAGAGUCGAGAUUGAAAAGAGGAGGGAGCGUGAAGAGGAGGAAGCAUUGGAAAAGGCCAGGAAAGCUGCGUUUGAAGCUUCCCGAGUUGAUGAAGUGAAAACCAUAAAUCAACAAGACAGUUCUAAUCCAGGGACGCCUGCUGAAAAAGCUGCAGCUGAUAGAGAAAGACUGAGGCUUAGGGAACAAGAAAGAAGAAGAAGAGAAGCUUUGGCAAACCAAAUCGACAUGAACAGGCAGAGCGACUUAUUAGCAGAGUUUGAGGAAUCUUUGUAAAUUAUUAAUUAAGCAAUAUGGAUUUAUUUUAUAUGUUUAAAAAGGCUGGUGCAAUGUAAAUAUGAUAUAAUUAAUUAUUCA
This is a messenger RNA of Cimex lectularius (bed bug), 4572 nucleotides long. RefSeq names its product bromodomain-containing protein 3-like. The transcript is spliced from 24 exons. The record is from RefSeq and is a predicted model, not a curated record. Gene Ontology annotation, cellular component: chromatin; nucleus. Gene Ontology annotation, biological process: regulation of DNA-templated transcription; chromatin remodeling. Lineage: Eukaryota; Metazoa; Arthropoda; Insecta; Hemiptera; Cimicidae. Bases 466 to 4491 code for a protein of 1341 amino acids.